This is a messenger RNA of Sciurus carolinensis (gray squirrel), 1002 nucleotides long. RefSeq names its product olfactory receptor 1D2-like. Gene Ontology annotation, biological process: G protein-coupled receptor signaling pathway. Gene Ontology annotation, molecular function: G protein-coupled receptor activity; olfactory receptor activity. NCBI's taxonomy places the organism in Eukaryota, Metazoa, Chordata, Mammalia, Rodentia, Sciuridae. The record is from RefSeq and is a predicted model, not a curated record. Gene Ontology annotation, cellular component: membrane.
AUGGAUGGAGGCAAACAGAGUGGGGACUCUGAGUUCCUGCUCAUGGGGCUCUCAGAGAUUCCCGUGCAGCAGUGGAUCCUGUUCUGGACAUUUCUGCCCAUGUACCUGGUCACUGUGGUGGGAAAUGUGCUCAUCAUCCUGGCCAUUGGCUCUGACUCCCACCUGCACACCCCCAUGUACUUCUUCCUGGCCAACCUCUCCCUCACUGACCUCUUCUUUGUCACCAACACGAUUCCCAAGAUGUUGGUGAACCUUCAGUCCCAGAACAAAGCCAUCUCCUACACAGGGUGUCUGACACAGCUCUUCUUCCUGGUCUCCUUGGUGGCCCUGGACAAUCUCAUCCUGGCAGUGAUGGCACAGGACUGCUAUGUGGCCAUCUGCCACCCUCUCCACUAUGUCACAGCCAUGAACUCUAAGCUUUGUAUCCUGCUACUCACCUUGUGUUGGGCCCUGUCUAUCCUCUAUGGCCUCAUCCACACUCUUCUCAUGACCAGGGUGACUUUCCAUGGAUCCCGGAAAAUCCAUUACAUCUUCUGUGAGGUUUAUGUCUUGCUGAGGCUCGCAUGUUCUAACACCCAGAUCAACCACACCAUGCUGAUCACCACAGGCUGCUUCAUCUUCACCCCACUAGGGUUCAUGAUCAUGUCAAAUGUCCGCAUCGCCAGAGCCAUCCUCAGAAUACCCUCAGUCACUGGAAAGUACAAAGCCUUCUCCACCCGUGCCUCCCAUUUGGCUGUUGUCUCUCUUUUCUGUGGGACACUUGGCAUGGUGUAUCUGCAGCCCCUGCUUACCUACACCAUGAAGGAUGCAGUAGCCACAGUGAUGUAUGCUGUGGUGACCCCCAUGAUGAACCCUUUCAUCUACAGCCUGAGGAACAAGGACAUGCAUGGGUCUCUGGGAAGAAUCCUCCUAGGGAAAGCCUUCAGAGGUCAACACGAGGGUAACUUGAAGUGGAAACUGGGAGUAUCUUCUACCCUAUAUAAGUCCUGUAGAGGGAUAUAG